Molecule: messenger RNA, 4877 nt
Organism: Rhinichthys klamathensis goyatoka
Lineage: Eukaryota; Metazoa; Chordata; Actinopteri; Cypriniformes; Leuciscidae
Gene: nktr
Product: natural killer cell triggering receptor
Exons: 17
Coding region: 152-4357 (1401 amino acids)
Biological process (GO): protein peptidyl-prolyl isomerization; protein folding
Cellular component (GO): nucleus
Molecular function (GO): peptidyl-prolyl cis-trans isomerase activity
Source: RefSeq, a predicted model, not a curated record
CACCCUUUAACCACACCUCUCUAACAAAAACGCUCGAUUCUCCUGAGAGAUCUGGCAACACAGUAGGAGCUACAGCGAUCAGCCGACCGACCGAGCGGGUUUAGUUAGUUAAAAGCUUUUUGCCCUAUACAAGAAGCCCACUCUUUUCAAAAUGGGGGUAAAAGAUCGACCUCAGUGCUAUUUUGAUGUGGAAAUCAACAGAGAACCAGUUGGACGAAUUGUCUUUCAACUGUUCUCAGACGUUUGUCCCAAGACGAGCAAAAACUUUCUUUGGCUGUGCACUGGCGAGAAAGGCAGUGGCAAAACUACAAGAAAAAAAUUAUGCUAUAAAGGCUCAACUUUCCAUCGAGUUGUAAAGAACUUCAUGAUCCAGGGGGGCGAUUUCACGGAGGGCAAUGGAAGAGGAGGAGAAUCUAUAUAUGGUGGUUUCUUUGAAGAUGAGAACUUUACUCUCAAACAUGACAGAGCCUUCCUCUUGUCGAUGGCCAACCGUGGUAAAGACACAAAUGGGUCCCAGUUUUUCAUAACUACAAAGACAGCGCCUCACCUAGAUGGAGUGCAUGUGGUCUUUGGGCUGGUCAUCUCAGGCUUUGAGGUCAUAAAGAAAAUCGAGGGGCUGAAGACUGACUCAGCCAGCAGACCCUAUGCUGACGUCAGAGUGAUUGACUGUGGACAGCUGAUUACAAAGUCUGCUAAUGAUGUUCUUCAAGGCAAAAGGAGGAAAACGUUCCACUCUGAGGAUGACUCGCAGAGUUCCUCAGAGACUUCAUCUCAGUAUUCCUCCUCUGAAGGAGAGUCUGACAAGAAGUGUGCAUCUCGAAAGAGGAAAAGAAACUCUAAGAGUAAGCACUCAAAGAGAAAAAGAAAGGAGACAAAGAAGGAGAGAGACACAGUUAAAACAGCAGUACAUGGAAGUCUUGGUGAGGGAGAGAUGGCAGAGGAAGAUGAUGGUGAGGCUGAGCAAAAUGUGAAAAGGGAGAAGCCUGUGGUUCGACCAGAAGAGAUCCCACCCGUGCCAGAAAACCGUUUCCUGCUCCGCAGAGACAUGCCUUCCCAGGAGGAGACCAUUAAAACGGUUGUACAGGACAUGGUCGUGGCAGCUAAUGACACCAAACCAGCUGUCACAAAAUCUGGACGCAAGAUAAAAGGACGCGGAACUAUGAGGUACCAUACACCCCCACGGUCAAAGUCCAGAUCAGAGUCAGAAGGGGAACGGGGGAGCAGUGAGACUCCCCCACACUGGAAAGAGGAAAUGCAGAGGACCAAGGCUUACCAGCCCCCCAGCGUGGAGAGAUGGAGUAAAGGAGAAAGAUGGGAUGACAGAAGUGACACCCCGAGGUCUAGGUCCAGAUCAGAAGAGCAUUCCUUAAGUGAGGCCUCUGUAAACAGUCGGUAUCAAUCCAGAAAAGAAAAAAAGAAAACCAAACGCAAGAAGAAAAAUAAGAAAAGAAAGCACUCAAAGAAACAUAAAAAGAACAAGACUAAAGAGACCUCCCUGUCUGAGGGUGAGAUGAAUGGGUCUUCAGGUAAAAGGUCAAAACUCUCAGGCCCUACUGAAAGGAGACAUUCUCGAUCACGCUCUCGUUCCUACUCUCGUUCGACCUCGCGUCACUCCCACAGAUCAUAUCAAUCUGAGUCAGAAAGGAGACGUUACCUAUCAAGCUCUUCUAAAGAUUCACGAUCUUAUUCGAAGUCCAGGAGCAGAUCCUAUUCCAGAAGUCGCUCAAGGUCUGAGAGGCGGGGCCGGCCAUCCAUGAGGUCAAGUCGUAGUCGAUCAGGGCGGUCUGUUACACAUUCUAGGUCACUUUCUCGUUCUCGAUCUAGAUACAGGACAAGGUCAAGAACAAGAUCAAAGUCUAGGUAUAGUUCAGAAACCCCACCACGUUCCAGGAAAAGAAAGGAGUUGAGAUCCCCUCGAAAGUCAAAGUCUACAGAGGGUGGUAUUUCCAAAUUAGACAAGCCUGUCCCUAGAUCGGUUCAAGGUGAAGAACCCAAAGCGCCAACAGCAGCAUCUUCAGAGAGUGUCUCUGUUUUGCCUUUGAGUGACAGUCCACCUCCCUCUCGAUGGAAACCAGGCCAGAAACCCUGGAAACCCUCUUACGUCCGCAUCCAAGAGAUUAAUGUAAAGUCAGCCCCAGCUUCUAAUGCACUAAUCAGCCCAUCAUCAAAUGUACCUCUGGAAAAAAAUUCCUCUUCAAAGCCAGACACGGCUGUUAGUCACAAAGGCCUCAGCAGCAGUAAUAAUAAUGUUCCUGAUAGGCUCCUGCAAAGCAGUUUGUCUAGAAGCAGGUCACGUAGUCAAUCAAGAACCAGCAGCAAAUCACUGAGUCAGUACGGCAGCCGAUCUUCCUCCUGCACUAGGUCAGAAUCAUAUGGUUCAAACAAAGAAAGAUCCACUGAAAAAAAGAGAAAACAUUGUAGUUCUCACAAAAAUGACCAAAAUAGGGACAAGCAUGCAAAUCAUGGUAGUGGCCACAAAUAUACAUCUCCCUCCUCAGAGGAUUUAUCUGAUAGUCCAUACAGUCCUCUCCACGGACACAAUGAUUCCUUGGUACAGAGAAACACACUUGAUUGUCUGUCAGAUCUACAAGCAGUGGCAAUGAAAAGCAAGAACCCCAUUCAAAGGAAAGAACCAAACAACAACAAUGCAUCAGGAUGGGAAAGUGAAGGAGAGAACUCAAGUAAGAACACUGCUGCAGAACACAACCAAAUCGCUGUUAAGGAGGAAGGACUUACUGAAACAAAAAAGAGGCAGAUUUUGGCUCGUUGCUGGGAGUCUGAGAGUGACUCUGAAAUGCCAAACAAAAUGGUAGGUGGUGAUGCCAAACAUGUGUCUGAAAAAGAGGAAGGAGAGGCUAGUUCAGAAUCAGAGGAUGAUGACCCUUUAUGGUCAAACCAUGGGGCAGAAAUGCUCAAGCUAUUAAAAGGUAAUGAGGAACAGUCUGCAGACAAAAAAAUUUCAAAACACAAGAAGAAAGCCAAGCGUAAGCACAAGCACAAAAGGAAGAACUCUUCCAGGUCAGGAUCUCGCAGAACCAAGGCAAAGAAAUCCAAGAAGCACCAGAAGCCAAAAGAGACAUUUCACUGGCAGCCUCCACUGGAGUUUGGUGAUGAAGGGGAAGAGGAUGAUUCAGUCACUCAAUCAAAACAAUUACACAUAGCAAAUCCUGAUUCUGUCAGUGAUGCAGUAAAAAGGCAUGUAAAAUCUGGAAAGAUCAAGCCCAAAGUCUCAGAGAAUAAGGAUCAGGAUAAAGGGAUUAUCGAAGACAAGUUUUCAGUAGAGUCUUCUAAAAGUAUUGAUGAGAAUGGGAAAAUGACUAAUCGCAAUAAGGUAAAUCGCAAUACUGCAAUUUCAGCUCAAAGACAUCCAGAGAUUCCAAAGCCAUCCACAGAUCUAGAGACCAAUCUUUCAGACACUAACCUGGCAAGAGCCAAACCAAGAGACCCAAAUAAAGUUGAGAGAUGUUCUCCAGAGCGCAUCCCAGAGGCUCAGCAACCAGGUCCCAAAGCGAUUGGCUUUUCUCCACUGAAAAAUAUUCUGAAUAAUAGCAGUGUGCUUGUUCCACCUCAAAUAGAAAAAGGAAACUCUAAUACUAUUGGACCUACUUUAUCUCAUGGCAGUCAGCCAGAGGAAACUGUACCUGGUGACAGUCCUGUCUCAGCAGUUGAAAAUAAAUGGAAACCUUUGAAAGACAUGAAUGUUAUGCAGCCCAUCAGUACAAAGACUUUCAUUAUGAAAAUAAACAAACAGCAAGAUCAACUGGAUGGAAAGGCUCAGGGUCUCAAAAUUGAGAUCAAGAGCAAGAGUAGAGUCCGUCCAGGAUCCCUCUUUGACGAGGUACGAAAGACGGCUCGGUUAAAUCAGAGACCCAGAAAUCCAGACAGCUCAAGUGAAGAAGACUCUCUUCCAACAACUGGAGAAAGAGCUGGAUCCCUUAAUCACUCUCAGAACAAGUCACGGUCUGUGUCCAGUCACAGGUCCACACGCAGAAGUAGGUCCCAUUCAUAUAGCCACUCCAGGAGCAGGUCCAGAAGCUACACCUACACUUCUAGGAGCUACAGUAGAAGUAGAAGCAGGAGUAGAUACAGUAGAGGGCACUCUCGUUCUCGAAGUAGCACCUACCGAAGAUCUCGCAGUCACACAGACAGUAGGAGCCGUUCUAGAAGUCGAUAUAGAGGUCGACACACAUCAAGGUCUGAGUCUUACGAUAGUUAUUCUAGCCGCAGCCGCAGUCGUAGCAGGAGAAGAGGGCGUCGGAGAAGCGAGAGCUCUGAUCGCAGGUCCAGGUCAUAUCGCUCCUACAGUCGCAGUUCGUCCAGGCAACGAAGUCAUAGCCGAAGCAGUCGAUACAGCUGAGUUAAAUUUAAAAGAGGUAGCAUUAAGCUGCCUUAUCCUCCUUCAAAUGCUUUUUUGAACGAUAGACUCAGUUUAAGUUUUGUGAAGUAUGUAUUUUGAUGUCCACUGUAUCAUCAUGUAAUGUGUAUUUUGAAUAUGUUCUACUGUAUUUUUCCACACGAGUCUAUGUAUGAAUGUCACUGCUUUAUUCUGGUAAAUUUUUCUAUUAUUCCCAAGAAAAUGCGCAUAGAAACUGUUUAAUUGUAAAGCUAAGGUUAUAUAUAAACAGCCACUUACCUCAGUCAUGUUUGGAAGGAUUUUAACAUGCAGUCAAAGGUAGACAAUAGACAUGGAUGGGACAUUUUUAGUUUUGGCCAAAGUAAUGUUUUGUUUAAAAGGUUGGCCCUCAGUGCAUUUUUUUAUUUGUACAUAAAAACAAAAAGCCUUUGCUGAAUGUAUCUAGUGCUGCUUAUUGAUGCACCAUUUAAAUAUAAGAAACGAAACUUGCCAAUUGUAAAUAAAACUACAUUUGUUUGUGAAA